Molecule: messenger RNA, 2987 nt
Organism: Medicago truncatula (barrel medic)
Lineage: Eukaryota; Viridiplantae; Streptophyta; Magnoliopsida; Fabales; Fabaceae
Exons: 14
Coding region: 75-2546 (823 amino acids)
Cellular component (GO): membrane
Source: RefSeq, a predicted model, not a curated record
CAUCUUUACCGCACAACCUUGUACUACUGUACUAUAUUCAUGUUCUCAGAACAACCUCGGUAGUACAAAAAAACAUGUCUUUCAAUUUGAUUCACUUGUGUCAUCAGACACUGAUUCUUCUCAGUGUUUGGUUACUUUUCACUUCUUCAUAUAAUAAUAAUAAUCUCUGCUCUGCAAAAGAUGAACAAAGUAGCAACACUACUGAUGAUAGUUUCUUCACUGUUUCCAGCUUCUCCUACCCUCAAACUACUCUUAGACCUUAUGAUUUUCGUUAUAUUAGAGUUGAUAUACCACCAUGGUUUUCUGCGGUCUCGAUAGCAUUGAACUCAGAUGUAGACCUUGAUGUUUCAAGAAUCGAAAGGGUUCCAAAAAGUUCACUGCCGAUAAUAUGCUUUAGAGAUGGAAGUCCUCCUCUUCCAGAUGCUUUAAACACAUCUCUGAAAUAUUCAGCUGUCUCAGGAAUAAAUGGUCUUGAUAUGGAGCAGUGCUUUCCUAUGGAGAAAAAUAUCACUAUAAAACUGACGAACGAGCAGAUAUCUCCAGGUGCUUGGUACAUUGGUCUUUUCAAUGGCAUUGGAGCUGCAAGAACACAAUCAAGGAUGAUUAUUCGAGGCACAUCCUACUCCUUUAGUGCCAAUAUAAGUGUGGAAGCUUGCUCAAAUUCGAUGAUGAGGGGGGAGUUCUGUAACAAGACCGUCAAUCCACUUUCAUGCACAGCAUCUGAUGUCUACAAUUCUUCGAAGGCUACAGUGAUGAAGCCAACAAUGGAAAACGCGAUGACCUGCAAAAGCAACUUUGAAACUUUUUGUGUUCAAGAAGAUGUACCGAACUUAUAUUCUGUGGAUAUAACAAAUGUGAUAGAAGAAUUGACCAUUACGGCAGGAAAUAUCAGAUUCAACAUUACACCUUCAAGUAACGGUUCUGGUGCAAGUGAUGUUAAUUUAUUGUGUUUUGCUCGUCACGGUGCAAUACCUGCAAAUAGUCUGUAUGAUUAUGCCAGUGAUUUAUAUAAAGCCCCUCUUGUUAUUCGUUCUCCACUUGUUGGUCGUUGGUACAUUAGCAUAUUAUCGGUUAAUCUUACAAAAAUGCUUGGAGAGACUCAGGAUCAUGAUGUAAAAGUUUGCUAUUCCCUUGAAUCACAAAUGCUUCAGUGCCCACUUGGAAAAGCUGGACCAAAUUGUACAAUGAGUAGCCACGCACUUCAGACAGUUCUAAGGAGAGGUCCAAUCCCCUUUGAAUCAUAUUAUUUGCCUAUUGGCGAAGGAUCAUCUUCUGCCAAUUUUCCUCUUGAGCCACUUUUGGACAACUCAUCAAACUUCAAAGAAACUAAUGACAUUUGGACUUACUUUACAUUCGACAUUCCUCGUGGUGCAGCUGGCCGAAAUAUUCAUGUACGGCUAUCUUCAGAUACGAAGAUCAGUUACGAAGUUUAUGCAAGAUUUGGGGGAUUGCCUUCUGUUGAUAACCGGGACUAUUAUUAUGCUAACAAAACAACGAAAAGCAAUCAAUCCAUGUUUUUCAUGCUAUAUGAUUCGAGUGACAAAAAUAUCGAUUUUUACAUUAUUUAUGCUAGAGAAGGAACUUGGAAUUUUGGUCUAAGACAUGUUAAUACUAGCAGUGAUUCUUUGAAACAGCAAACUAUCAUGUCUAUUUCACUUGAAGGAUGUCCAAAACAAUGCUCCUCUCAUGGUGACUGUAAAUAUUCGUUCGAUGCUACUGGAUUGACGUCAUACAGCUUCUGUUCUUGUGACCGAAACCAUGGUGGCUUUGACUGUAGCGUUGAAAUUGUAUCGCAUAAAGGGCACAUACUUCAAUCAAUUUUUCUCAUUGGAUCGAACGCUGCAGCCAUACUUCCUGCCUUUUGGGCCCUUCGACAGAAGGCGUUUGCAGAAUGGAUUUUAUUCACAGCCAGUGGAAUUUCAAGUGGAAUAUAUCAUGCAUGCGACGUAGGCACCUGGUGUGCAUUGAACUUCGGUGUUCUACAGUUUAUGGACUUCUGGCUAUCUUUCAUGGCUGUGAUUAGCACUUUUGUAUACCUGGCUACCAUCGAUGAAGUAUAUAAGAGGGCAAUUCACACAGUUGUUGCUAUCUUUACUGCUCUCUUGUCUAUAACUAAUGCAACCAGGUCUACUAAUAUCAUUCUUGUGAUUGUGAUUGGGGCUGUUGGUCUUCUUAUUGGAUGGUUGAUAGAAAUGUCAACAAAGUAUAGGUCUCUUUCCUUUUCAUUCGGAUUCUCGCCAAAUUUCCUUCAAAGUUUGUUAUCUAUAAAGCAAUGGUUCUAUAAUCUUGUGAAGACACUUUUGAGACGGUUCCGUUGGGGAUUUCUAUUGGCCGGAUUCGCCGCAUUAAUCAUGGCAGGAGUAAGCUGGAUGCUUGAAACAAGUGAUACCUACUGGAUUUGGCAUAGCUUUUGGCAUGCUACAAUAUACACAUCUUCUUUCUUCUUCCUUUGCUCAAAAGCAAAUAUUGUUGUUGAUGCUGAGAAUCAGCUACCUAGAAGUGAAAACUAUGCUCUAACUCGUCAGGAUUCAUUUUCAAGAGAAUAAUUAGAAGAACAUAUUAUAUGGAAUUGGUUGGUGUAAAAAUGAAUGGAAGGUAUAGAUUGAGGAAUUUAAUUUAUAUAUACCGUCGGUAUAAAGAUUAAUACACUGUCAAUCAAUCAUAUAAUCACCAAAUCAUUCAAAUUGUCUGACUCGGCCAUAAUAAUUAUUUCUAAAGUCAUACACAUAUGAUUGUUUGUGAUUUAUUGACGGUGUAAAAAGAUUUAUACCGAGAGUGUAUCAAAAUUAAACUCUAGUUUGAGUUUAAUUUUUCUUUAGAAUGUUAGGCUUCAUAUAUUGGAUAGGUGAAAGAAAUGGUUGAUGACCAAAAUUAGAAAUUUUGUUUAGGAUAUAUUAUAAUAUUAAUAGCAUGGGAAUUGUAUUAUAUGAAGAGAUCUAUUGGUCAAAGCAAAUCAACAUAACUGGGUUAUUGUUAUUAUUUAUUCA